ACACACACACACGCACACACGCACGCACGCAUGUAUUGUUGUUAAGGGCGCUGCUGGUGAGCCGCGAACCGUCGGUCGUUGGAGUGACAGCGACAUGAUCUGGUCAGAGCGGGUAAGAACGUAAACAGUCCCUAACGAAACAUACAACACGUCAAAAAGCAACAGCUGGUGUAGCCCAGACGACCGCAUAGCCUGCUGUAUAAGACGGAUAAAUGUAGGCUAUAUUAAAAAAUAUAUAUAUUUUAAAAAAAGCAACGUAGCGUGUUUCUCUCACAGAAAGAAAGUUCGCAUCUCUCUUUCCAGAUGAUGCUGAUGCGAGAGCAUCUCCUAUCUCUUAGGUGGGUUAGAUAGAAAGGUCCAGUCGGACCCAUUUCAUUGCGACACCUGCUUUAUUCUGUCCAUCAUUAACAACGGACGGACGGCUGUCAGAACAGAACGAACGAGCAAAUAGCGGACAGAUCUGGACCAGAACAUCCGUCUAUCGCUCACCAUGAAACAGGGUCUCGUGGACGACACGGAGGAUGUGGAGUUGGAUUUCAGUACCGAGGAGGAGGAGCAGCGAGCGCUCAGGGGGGUAAAGAUCCGACACCCCCUUGCCUCCUUCCUGCACCUGUUCUUCCGAGUGUCUGCCAUAGUAACCUACCUGCUCUGUGAUUGGUUCACCAAGAGCUUUACUUCCUGCUUCAUUAUGAUCAUCACUCUGCUGUCCUGUGACUUCUGGUCCGUUAAGAAUGUGACAGGCAGGUUGUUGGUGGGUCUGCGAUGGUGGAACCAGAUCGAUGAGGAUGGGAGGAGCCUCUGGGUGUUUGAGGACAGCAAGUCUUCUCCCCAGGCCGGUGGUACGGAGGUGGAGUCCAGGAUCUUCUGGUCGGGUCUGAUCAUCUGUCCUCUCAUCUGGACCGGCUUCUUCUUCACGACCCUGUUCUGUCUGAACACAGACUGGCUGGUAACACACACACACACACACACACACACCAGCAGGAGUAUCUUCUAG
This is a messenger RNA of Oncorhynchus gorbuscha (pink salmon), 994 nucleotides long. RefSeq names its product Golgi apparatus membrane protein TVP23 homolog A-like. Gene Ontology annotation, biological process: protein secretion; vesicle-mediated transport. The record is from RefSeq and is a predicted model, not a curated record. The transcript is spliced from 6 exons. Gene Ontology annotation, cellular component: Golgi membrane. The coding region runs from base 491 to 994 and encodes 167 amino acids. Lineage: Eukaryota; Metazoa; Chordata; Actinopteri; Salmoniformes; Salmonidae.